Messenger RNA from Protopterus annectens (West African lungfish), 726 nucleotides. RefSeq names its product octapeptide-repeat protein T2-like. The coding region runs from base 1 to 726 and encodes 241 amino acids. The transcript has a single exon. The record is from RefSeq and is a predicted model, not a curated record. NCBI's taxonomy places the organism in Eukaryota, Metazoa, Chordata, Ceratodontiformes, Protopteridae.
AUGAGGAAGAGAGAGAGAAAUGGAAAGAGAGAGACUGAGAAAGAGAGAGCCAGUGAAGAGACGGGGAGACUGCUGGGGAAUAGAUGGGGGAAAGACAGAGACAGUGAAGAGAGAGAUGUGGAAAUGACAGGGAGAAAAACAUGGGGAAGAGAGGGAAGAGAGAGACGGAAAACAGAUGGUGAAGAGAGAGAACAGAAAGAGAGAGAUGGGGAAGACAUGGUGAAAGAGAAGGGAGAGAGAGAGAGAUGGGGAACAGACAAGGGGAAAGAGAGAGACUGGGAAAGAGAUCGAGUGAAGAGAUGGAGAGAGAGCUGGGAAAGAGACAGAGGGGAAGAGAGAGGGCAAAGAGAGAUGGGGAGACAGGGACGAUGGGGAAGAGAGAGAUGGGAAACAAAUGGGGAAGAGAGAGAGAGAGAGAGAGAUGGGAAAAUCAUAAGGAAAGAGCGAUGGGAAGAGAUGGGGAAGAGAGAGAGAGAGAUAAGGGGAAGGAGAGUGAUUGGGAUGGGGAGGAGAGAGAGAGGGGAAGAGAUGAGGGUGGAAGAGAGAAGGAGAAGAGGGGUAGGGAAAGAGAGACACAGGAGGGAAGAGAGAGUGAUGGGGAAUAGAAAGAGAGGGAAUAGAGAUGGGAUGAGACAGGGAAAAAGAGAGAGAUGGGGAAAUGAGACUGGGGAGACAGAGGAAAGAGACACAUGGGAAAGAGACAAACAUGGGGAAGACGGGAAAUAG